Dendroctonus ponderosae (mountain pine beetle) is the source of this 2627-nucleotide messenger RNA. Its product is annotated as switch-associated protein 70. The transcript is spliced from 10 exons. The record is from RefSeq and is a predicted model, not a curated record. The coding region runs from base 193 to 1794 and encodes 533 amino acids. NCBI's taxonomy places the organism in Eukaryota, Metazoa, Arthropoda, Insecta, Coleoptera, Curculionidae. Gene Ontology annotation, cellular component: nucleus; cytoplasm.
UGUCCCACCCGCCUACGAUCAUGACAAAUACAUUGUGGUACUCGGUCAAAUUGUCGGUAAGCCGACUCAACAUUUCUGUUGAAUUUCUUAAUCAGUUUAUCGCGCUCAUUUCGAAAAUGUGCUGGUAUCGUACUGCGGCGAAAACAUAAAAGUUGUCUGUUCUGUGACUAAUAACAAUAAAAUACGCGUAAUAUGUCGAUAUUACUGGAAAAUGUUACUAAUUGUGUUUGUCUAGCGUUCAAAGCUUUGCAACAGGACCAAACGGGGCUUGUUAAUAAGUCCAAAUUAAAGGUUCUCACAGCAAAUAUAGGAACGCUAUUAGACCUCUAUGGAGUUGAAAAGGGACUAGAACACUUUAGAAGCACAUUAAGUCUCAGUUUUGAUCAAUACAGAUUCUACUUACAAAAUGAAGUUUUUUCUUCUUUGCCUGCCAAACUCCCGUUGGCAGAGCUAAGGGAAUAUGAAAGCCGAAUCGCAGAGGUCUGUUGGUUGGUUUGCAGAAAACGGUACCUUCAACGCGAUCAUAAAGUAUUCACAGACGACACUGUUUUUCAAUUAUACCGAAUAUUUUGUGUUUUGGCCGAAUUAGUACCCGACAAUCAAACUGAGCAUAGUUAUCAAGUGUUGAUUCAUCCAUCUGAGAUUUGCAGUAUAGCACAAACAGUUACAAGUUCCCUAGGAUGCAUAUUCGAUGAAGACGAUUUUACCAGUUUGAGCAUAUCUAUGGGCAAUGUGCGCCUAACUCCAUUUAUUGCCGUGAUCGAGUCACGUUGCCUCACUGGUAUUAAAGAUAGCAAAGCGAUUAAAGAAGCGAUCAUCGAUGUUUACCAGAAAAUAGUCGAAGACGUCAUUAAGAAAGGAUAUUUGACGAAACGAGGAUACAUUUUUCCAAGCAUGAGAGAAUUUUGGUUUGUUCUGAGACCCUCAGAGCUAAGUUAUUAUAAAAAUAGAUCCGAAAAAGACAAAAGCGGUGCUUUGCCAAUAGAGGUGGGCAGUAGAGUGGAAGCUACAACUGGAUACAGAAUCAUACUGCAUACGCCAGAAAGAAAUUUUGAACUUGGCGCUCCUGACCAUAUGACCAGACUUCAAUGGAUUUCUGCACUUCAAUUGGCUGCUGAUCAUUCUGGUGGACACCAAACUUAUGGAAGAUUGCAAGUUGCCAAAAGGCGAAUUCAACGUCAAGGACGAGUACAGGAAAUGCUACAAGCCAAAACUCAACUGCAACAAGAACGAACUGCUAGGCAAGCUGCUGAGGGUCAAGCAAAAGAACUGGAAGCUUUAGUUAAAGAAGAUUCGAAAAAGUUAGGAGAACUCGGGGAAAUUAAAGUAAAAUUAGAAAAAUUGUUAGAAGAAGAAACCCAAGCAAAAAGAGACGAAGAGAUAGUUAGAGCUCUCCAAGCCAGAGUUUUGGCAGAAGAGUGGGAAAAGCGAGACGAGCUGGAACGCCUUCAAUGUGAGCAAAAAAUGCUUCUCGAUGAAGAACGAAUUAAGCGUCAGGAAUAUGAGGCACGACAACGGGAAAAAGAGGAGCAAUUGCGAAAUGCAGAACAGCGAUUGGCACAGCUGGAGAAAGAAAGGCACGCUUUAGAUGACGAACUGAAACAAGCGCGAGAGAAAAUUGUUCUAUCCGAAGGAAAAAAGGAUUUUCUGGAAGCCAAGCUGUAUCAAUAUGCCCCCGUUCUCAGAGAAGGGGACAGGGUUAGGCGAGCUCAUUCUUUCAUGCCAAGCACUAAAGAAAGGCCCGUUCUGUUAGAAGUUCGCUCUGCAACAUUACGAAGAUCGACGAAGAAGUAAACAGUAUAUUUUUUGCUGUAAUGCUGUGAGUCACCAAAAAAAUUAAAUAUGUAAUUGGUAUACAAGAAAAAAUCAACUAGCUGAAUCGCUCCCUAUUCAGACUAGUGUUUAGUAGGUUAUUCCUAAAGGAAACAAAAGUACGAAAUACUAACUUUUAUUUCUGCCGACAAAGAAAAGUUUACUUAAUAUUUCGUGCACUUACUCCACUAAUUGCCACAAAUUAUUUAGUUAAAAACACUGAAUUUGUUCAACUUGUCAAUUUUCUUGCUGUGGACCAACUAGUGAAUUUCUUCCACUACACCUUCCAGAUGUACCAUUUAAAUUAAACUGGAUUACAGUGAAAGCUCUACUUGCGGACAGCUCUUAUAAGCGAACAUCGCUCUGAACCCGACAUUUUUCUUGGACCCUAAUUUCGUCAUAUGGUUUUCAAUGUAAAACACUUUCUUAUAAACGGACAUUCUAUUAAUCGGACGCGAAUCUUAUUAUGAUCAUACGGAGUUGAAAAGCUCUUACAAGGCGGCCACGAAGCUGUAAAACGCAGUCGACGAAUAAAACCAUUAUCAAAAAUAAGCGAUUUUCAAUCGGGGAAUUCCUUCACAUAUUCCGUAGUUCCCCGUUUUAGAUGUUUUGACUUGACUUGCUUUAUUCAUCGAUUGUAGUGCCAUUAACUAAGUUUCGAGCACAUGAUAAUAACUAUUAUUAACAGAAUAGGUAGAAAAGGUCUCCGUUUGGUUACUCUUGACAGUUUUUAGAAGUUAGUUUUUAUUUAAUAAAAAGGCAAGUUGUAACGAACCAUAUACGUUUCAAAUAAAUUGAUAAUAAUUGGAAAACCC